Molecule: messenger RNA, 1060 nt
Organism: Ricinus communis (castor bean)
Lineage: Eukaryota; Viridiplantae; Streptophyta; Magnoliopsida; Malpighiales; Euphorbiaceae
Product: transcription factor bHLH162
Exons: 3
Coding region: 320-880 (186 amino acids)
Biological process (GO): regulation of transcription by RNA polymerase II
Cellular component (GO): RNA polymerase II transcription regulator complex
Molecular function (GO): RNA polymerase II transcription regulatory region sequence-specific DNA binding; protein dimerization activity; DNA-binding transcription factor activity, RNA polymerase II-specific
Source: RefSeq, a predicted model, not a curated record
UGCACACUUCAUUUCCUCGCCUAUAUAUCUCCCCGUGUGGAUCCACACCCUUUUCCAUUUUUAACUCAUUCCUCUUUUCUUUUAUUUAUUUCUUUAUAGUAUUUUUCUCCUUCUUCUUAUUUUUCUUCUUUUCUGCAAACACCCUUCAGACAAAAGGAAUGGAAUAAAACAAAUUUGCUUUCUGUAUUUAUUUAUUUUGUUCCUUGGUUCGAUUAAUUGAAGUUUCUUUUCACUUAGUGUUGGGAUUCAGUAUAUAAACAUAGAGUGAAGGAAAAGAAAAUCAAGAUAUUAAGAAAGCUUUUGAGAGUUCACAAAGAAGAUGAAGAAAACCAACUCUACUGGGUCACCAAAACUUGAUCGAAAGACAGUCGAGAGGAACCGAAGAAUUCAUAUGAAGGGUUUAUGUUUCAAGCUUGCUUCUCUUAUUCCUUCUCAUCACUUAAAGCAUUCCAAGGACACGUUAUCGCAGCAAGAUCAACUAGAUCAUGCCGCGGCCUACAUAAAACACUUGAAAGAAAGAAUAGAGAAAUUGAAGAAGAUGAAGGAACAAGCAAUGAGAUCAUUAGCAACUAAUAGCACUAACAAUAAUGCACUGGAUGCGACGACGAUGGGAUCGAGAUUGCCAAUGAUUGAACUUAGAGACUUGGGUUCCAGCAUUGAAGUCAUUUUGAUAAGUGGCUUGAAGAAAAACUUCAUGUUGUAUGAAGUUAUCACCAUUGUUGAGGAAGAAGGAGCUGAAGUCGUCAGUGCCAGUUUUUCUACUGUGGGCGAUAAGGUGUUUCACAUCAUCCAUGCUCAGGUUAAAAUUUCAAGAGUUGGUGUGGAGACUUCAAGGGUAUGCCAGAGAUUGCAGAAAUUAGUUGAUUGGAGUUGCAUAUGAAAAUGCAAUGAAAUUUUGAAUAGUAGAAGAUAUGCUGUUGCAUUUUUAUUAGUUAUAGUAUAUAUAUUAAAACUAGAUAAGAAUUUUUCAAAUUUUAAAUUUCAGUAUUAUUAACACGAAGUCGGAGCUUCUUCCACAAAGAAUACUAGAACUGUCAGAUUUUCACUUUCUAGUCCUUAA